Purpureocillium lilacinum is the source of this 2031-nucleotide messenger RNA. RefSeq lists its product as uncharacterized. NCBI's taxonomy places the organism in Eukaryota, Fungi, Ascomycota, Sordariomycetes, Hypocreales, Ophiocordycipitaceae. The record is from RefSeq and is a predicted model, not a curated record.
AUGAGCGGUGGCAGCACUCUCGAGCACAUCGACGCAGUCGAUGCCUUCGCCAGGACCCUUUUCAUCCGAGCCAAACAAUACCCGAAUCCGUCUCUGAGCGACGUUUCUACUGCCGUGCGCCACUUGCACCUGGCCCUGCGCCAUCUGCGCGUCGAGGCCGCUGAUCCUGACUCCCUUCUCAACAGAGGCACAGACUCCUCGGUGUAUACCCGCCAAAUACAGCCUAUUGUCCAAGACAGCGAUUUCGCUCUCAAGCAGCUCGAAACCGUUCUUGACAAAUAUGACGCCAACGGCGGUCGGGAGGUAGAUGGCAUGGCGGACCGGUUGGCCACCGUCCGAUCACGACUCGUCAAUGAAAGGACCACCGUCGACAUGUUCCUCGACACUGUGCAGUUGCACAACCCGGCAAACAAGCCUCCUUGCAAUACCAUGCAAAGGAGUGACGCUAGCCUAGAGGGUAUCAAGGACAAAGUCGACAAGAUUGCAACCAAGCUGUUUAGCCGCCGCGACAGCACCGGCAUGGCUGAUGACGAGGAUCGGCUGUGGCAAGAGUUCAAGUCGGAGCUCGAAAAAGAAGGCUUUUCGCCCGAUGUCCUCCGCCAACACAAGGAGAUUCUGCGGGCCUACAUACGCGAACUGGAGACCAUGUCAAGUCUCAACGGUGGCGCCCCGCCUACCGUCCGCGGGAUGCUUGAACAGCAUAGCCGCGCGCUUGUGCCACCGCCUGUACCACCAAAGAUUCCCCAAAAGGAGGUGGCUCAUCCCAGUAUGGACAAUGAAAAGUGCUUCGUGAGCAUGAAGGACGAACGGCGCAUGCCCGGCGACGCACCAAUCCCACCACCUCCUCACACCGAACAUUAUUCGUUCUCGUCCGACGAUGCGGGAAGCGACUCAGGGGAGUCUAUGGCCUUGAUUUCUACUAAAGAUUUGAUGGCCAUGGAUAGCAUCCACUCGGGCAUGGCUGGCCUGACUCUGCAUCCGCCCAGUCCAAACGGCUAUGGAGCCUCGCCGAGGAGUAGUCAAAAGUACCUCACGUCCGGAAUCGCUGGCACAUUGCCGCCACCGGGUCCUGCAGAGCUCUCUGGCUCUCCUAGCUCGCAGCUGGGGUCAUCGCCAAACUACGUCCAUCCCUUACCACCAUAUGGGCUUGCCGGUCAGCCGCCACCAACGUAUGGUUCCAGUCCAAGAUCCAUGCCGCCCCGCCUAGCCCCUGACCGUUACGGUCAAGAAAUCCCGCUGGACGCGCCAUGGACCAAGAUUAAGCGAUCCUUGGUCAGUCCCGAGGUGCUCGAGCGAGCCGGCGUGAGGUAUGAGGCUCGCCCGGAGUAUGUUGCUAUCCUAGGACGACUCAGCCGCGAACAGAUUGCCGCAUUUGCCCAGCAGAGCGCCGACUGCCGUGCAGCGAGGUCCGGCAAGUACGCGCCGCCUAGACGAGAUGGCAAGUAUGAGCGACCCAGGGCGGAUUCGAAAAGCAGUCGGGACGAUGAUGAUGACGAUAGCGUCUUGUGGGAUGAGAGCGAUACGACCGACUAUGAUGACGACAAGACGUCUGACAAGGGCACCAAGAGUUACCCCUACAUUGUCAACCCACCGACAAAGGACAAGGCGUCUCCAUCUAGCACUGUUAUGCCCAAGCCGAUACUGAAGAACAAGAACGAGAAUCAUGUCCGCUUCGACCCGGAACCCCACGAAGUGGACUCAAGAAGCGGCUCUCUCAAAGAUGAGCGCGAUCGGCGACGAGACGGAGGCUCAAGGAGAUAUCGCGAUCCACGCGACAAAGAGGGAUCGGGCCGCGGUCGCGACGGUCAUCGACGUGACGGUGACCGAGAUCGAUACAGCGACAGACAUCGCGGCUAUGACGGUGACCACCACCGCCCCUACCAUCGGGGCGACCGUGAGCGACGAGGCGACCGAAAGGAGGACCGGACAAUGAAGAAGAAAGCCUGGGGUGAAACACUCGGUGCCGUGGGUAUUGGCGGUGCCGCUGCCAGUCUCCUGGGCGUCCUCGCUGAGGCAGCCGUGGGCAUGUAA